AUGGGUGACACCAGCCAAGAACUAUUAGCCGAUCUGGAGAAGCUGUACUGCCCAGCGAUAGAUUCUGCGCUGCUUAGCGCAAUAGCAUCCGACUUCGACUUGACCGUGCCAGACGAUGUGGCUAAAUUACGGGAAUCCCUGGACGAAAUUAAAGGGCUAGCUGUGGCGCAAGAAGACCUCCCAUUUGAUCCCUCUGGAACCGCGAAUAGUCACGAUCUCGAUGUGAUCCAAAAUGGAGGGACCUUUUCUGAACUUGGGAUGUCUGGCCAUGGCUACGACGAGUCUCUGUACACCACGACUGAUAUCACCAGUACUUCCGGUGAUAGCCUCGACAAUUCUUCUAGUGGCAACUCCAAGUCGAAUGCUGCAUAUACCGUUGCAGCCGAUGGUUCACUGAAGCUGACAGGCGCGACGCAUGCGGAGAUGUUGAACAAUCUGAUGCGAAUGUUCCCGACGAUGACCAAGUUUAAUGUUGACCAGACAUUGAAGAAGAGCAGUGACGAUAUUGAUAAAGCUAUGGAUAUCUUGUUGAAUUUAUCAUUUUUUGGUGAGACCCUAGAGGGGUUAGAUGGGGCAUCAAAUGACCCCGAUUCGCAAAUAUUUGUUCCCCGAGGAAUUGAUGGAUUCAAUGCCGAAGCGGGGGAUGUUGGUCGUCAAGCCGGCCGAAGAAAGAAACGAAAUAAGAAGCAGAAAUCUCAUAUCAUCGAAAAUGUACCUUUAGAGCCUUCAACCACUAAUAAGUGGGAGACUGGGAAGGCCGAUAUUGAUUUCAUAUGUUCCCGAGCUGUCGAAGUCCCCCAAAAGAAAGUCAACUCGACUUAUCAUGCCAACGGGAUGUCUUUGCCAUCGACUAUCCUAGCAUUAGCCCUCGCCGAGGCUCCCACAAACGUUUCUGAUACGACUGAGGACCCUGUCAUGUCUACGCAAUUAGUCGAGCUCUCACAUGACUAUCCACGUAUUCAGCAGACAACCCUGAUCGGUUUGCUCAGGAUCACUCGCAACAUAAUUUCCGCCACCAAUGAGUUGGCUGCAGUCAUGAUUCAACAGCCUCAAACAUUGGCAAGUGACAUAAUCAAAGUCACAGCUGCUCCAUUAAAUCUUGAAGACGACGAAGAUGUGGCGAAUCCCCAGAGUCACUAUCAAGCAACUCCCAGCACACUUAACUUCGAGCAAGCUCGGGAUGCUGCGGAAGUUCAUUUCGCCGCUCGUUCGAUCGCUAACCAACAAGCAAGCCAAGCAGCUCGGCUUGCUAGGUCCAACCACCUGUAUGGUGGUGCGAUUGCAGUGUAUCAUGAACGGAGCCAAAAGGAGAGCCAACUCGCCAGGCAACAACUGGCCACAGCCUCAGACAGGCUUGUGGAUCGACAGUCGAGCCAGUGUGAUCUGGAUUUACACGGUGUGACUGUCACCAAUGCCAUUCGCAUUACACGUGAACGAGUUGAUGCCUGGUGGGACCGUCUAGGUGAUACCAAGCAUGUCCGUGGAGGCGGGAAGCACGUUCAUGGUGGCUUUAGGAUCGUGACGGGCGUGGGUAAUCACAGCCAUAAUGGUAUCGCUCGUCUUGGACCCUCUGUCAGCAGAAUGCUCAUACGUGAGGGCUGGCGUGUGGAGGUUGAUCGGGGGUUUCUCAUUGUCCAAGGAAAGGCACGGACAUGA
Penicillium angulare is the source of this 1656-nucleotide messenger RNA. RefSeq lists its product as uncharacterized. The record is from RefSeq and is a predicted model, not a curated record. The transcript is spliced from 2 exons. The coding region runs from base 1 to 1656 and encodes 551 amino acids. Gene Ontology annotation, molecular function: ubiquitin binding. Lineage: Eukaryota; Fungi; Ascomycota; Eurotiomycetes; Eurotiales; Aspergillaceae.